Molecule: messenger RNA, 558 nt
Organism: Acanthamoeba castellanii str. Neff
Lineage: Eukaryota; Discosea; Longamoebia; Acanthamoebidae
Exons: 2
Coding region: 1-558 (185 amino acids)
Source: RefSeq, a predicted model, not a curated record
AUGGCACAGAAGAAGGCCACGACCCACCGUGGGCUCGGCCUUGGGGUGGCGGCACUCGGUGCGCUGGUGGUGGUAGUGGCGCUGCUAAGCAUGCCGGAGGGGGCGAGCGGGGAGGAGCUGUGGACGCGGUGGGGCGACCGAGCGCUCACCACCUGCCUCAAGCUCAUAAAAGGCCGCCCGGGCCGAGCCAAGCUCGAAGUCGUGUGCGACAACUAUCAAGAGGUGGUUGAGGAGGAGAUGAAGAUGAUGGCCAUCAACGCAGGUGCAGCGUUGGGCAACAAGGAGGCGGAGGACAACGUCAAGUUCACAACCGAGCUGUCGGUGCGGCUGGAGCGUGCGCCCUACCGGGCGGAUGGCGAUCAGAUUCUCGCGGACUCGGCGCGCCACUUCAUCGAAGAGGGCAUCACCUCGCCCAAGAAGAUGAAGCAGUACUUCUUCACGCAGUUUGCGCAGUGGCUCAUGAACGCGGCGGUCGACAACGGCAAGUCGCUCAAGUCCAUGCCGGUCUACCCCAACAUGGAUGACCUGGAGAGGCGCAUGCACAAGGACGACCUGUAG